Lates calcarifer (barramundi perch) is the source of this 2718-nucleotide messenger RNA. RefSeq names its product melatonin receptor 1C (gene mtnr1c). Gene Ontology annotation, cellular component: membrane. Gene Ontology annotation, molecular function: melatonin receptor activity. Gene Ontology annotation, biological process: G protein-coupled receptor signaling pathway. The record is from RefSeq and is a predicted model, not a curated record. Lineage: Eukaryota; Metazoa; Chordata; Actinopteri; Centropomidae. The transcript has 2 exons. The coding region runs from base 361 to 1422 and encodes 353 amino acids.
UCACAUGCCUUCUGGACGAGCUCUCAUGGCAGGAUGGAGCCGCGCGCAGAACCACACGGAGGACGACGGUGAAACACGAGCUCCUGGUCUUUUUUAUUUAUUUAUUUUUUAUCACCUUAGAAAUGGACUUCUUCCAUUUCCAUGCAUGCGUAAAGUGUACUACUAAUCAAAUCAUCAUGUCAGGUUCGCGUCUUGCUGCUGCUACCGCUCCACAGGCAUAGGAGUGUGAGGUUUCGUCCCUGGAAGAAGUUCCAAGACUCCCCUUCAGGAAAGUCCUAAAAUUUUGGUCAGUGAAUAAUAUAUAUAUAUUCAAGUGAACGCUGGAGUAUUCCCAGCAUGGCGGCUGGACCCUGAGGGGAGAUGGAUUUAGAGGUGAAGGAUGUGAACGGGUCGAACUGUUUGUCCCGGAAUGAGAGCGACCGAGGACUAAGCGCGUCUUCCGGUGGAGUGUCCACUGCGCUGGCCAGCGUGCUGAUCUUCACUAUCGUGGUAGACAUCCUGGGCAAUGUCCUCGUCAUCCUGUCCGUGUAUAGGAACAAAAAGCUCAGGAACGCAGGCAACAUCUUCGUGGUGAGUUUGUCUGUAGCAGACCUGGUGGUGGCACUGUACCCCUACCCUCUGGUCCUGACGGCCAUCUUCCACAAUGACUGGACCAUGGGCGACCUGCACUGCCAGGCCAGCGGCUUCAUCAUGGGCCUCAGCGUCAUCGGCUCCAUCUUCAACAUCACGGCAAUCGCCAUCAACCGCUACUGCUACAUCUGCCACAGCCUCCACUACGACCGUCUGUACAGCCUGAGGAACACCUGCUGCUACCUGGGCCUCACCUGGCUGCUCACCGCCAUCGCCACAGUGCCCAACUUCUUCGUCGGCUCGCUGCAGUACGAUCCCCGCAUCUACUCCUGCACCUUUGCCCAGACGGUCAGCUCGUACUACACCAUCUCUGUGGUGAUUAUUCACUUCCUGAUCCCGCUGCUGGUGGUGUCUUACUGCUACAUGAGGAUAUGGGUGCUGGUGAUUCAAGUGAAACAUCGGGUUAAACCGGAGCAAAGGACCAAACUGAAACCGAGUGACGUGAGGAACUUCCUGACAAUGUUUAUGGUGUUUGUGUUGUUUGCAGUAUGCUGGGCUCCUUUAAACCUCAUCGGCCUCGCCGUAGCUAUAAAUCCUGUGAAAGUUGCACCCAACAUACCUGAGUGGCUCUUUGUCACAAGCUAUUUUAUGGCGUAUUUCAACAGCUGCCUCAACGCCAUCAUAUAUGGACUUCUAAACCAAAACUUCCGCAAAGAGUACAAGACCAUCCUUCUUGCUCUUUGCGUCCCACGUUUGCUCCUCAUGGAGACCUCCAGGUGUGCCACAGAGGGACUGAAGAGUAAGCCCUCACCAGCUGUAACGAACAUUAAUGUAGCAGAGAUAAAUGUAUAAACUGUUUCACUGGGAAGCUUAAAGGAAACCUGGGCCUUAUUUUCUCAUGUUUUUGGGUGUAAAUAAUUGAUACAAAAAUCUUUGGAAUUGGUGCAGAAGCAAGAAAGGUCUGCCUGGUCUCUGCUUUAAUGUAAUCCAGUGGGCAAUUGUUCACGUCAGUGUAUGUCCACUAGUGCUUGUUUUUGCUAACAGGUUCAGAUUGUUAUUAUAAGUGUCUGACAACAUUAUGGACAGGAUUCUUACAUACAUAAACCUUUCUUUUAAAAAGGAAGUUUACCCAGAAACAUAGCUAAAUAUCGCCACAAGACUCCAUUUACAAAAACAAUAUUAUUUGUGUUAUUCUAUGGUACUUUUACCUGUAUAAUUGAUCUGAAUACUUCUUCCACCACUUAAAGUGACACAGUAACACAUGUGAACUAAGAGAUGGAGACAGCUGUAUUCCAGCAGCUCCUGUGUUCUGCUCUGUAAAAUUACCAUUUUUGUCAAUGGAGUUUGGUAUCAAUAUGUAGCUAUGUUUCUGGUCAAACAAAAUGUAUCUUACUCUUUAAAAAAAAUCUCUAGGAAUCGUAUCUGUAAUGUCAGGCACUUGUUUUUACAAUCUGAGCUUGUCACUUGCAAAAACAAGCACUUAAGUAGAUGUACAUUGAAAAGGACAAUUGCCCAUUGGAUUACAUUGCAACAGCUGUUUGCAGUAGCAGGAUACUCUGUUCUUGCUCAAUACUGCACCAAUUUUAAAGACUUUUGUCCCGUCAUUUACAUCCAUAAACAUGUGAAAAUAAGGCCCAGGUUAAAAAAAUACCAGAGUUAUCCUUUAAAAUUAAAUUUCUCUGGAGCCUCAUUGUGGAUGUCUGCCAUGAUUCACCAAGUGCCUUUUCACAAGAUGUGUAUCAUGUAAAGAGAUUACCAUGUUUGGAGAGGACACUGCUGCUGCAUACACUGCUGUUCCAACAUAUUGAGAAGAAAACCAUCAAUUGUAUCACUGGUAAAUUAUGCUCCUUUGUGAAAGCAUCCCCGCACGCUAUUUAAAGACAGAACAACUACCCUGGUUAACAAGCAAGAAACACAGAUGCAGAAGUAUUCGCCAAAAAACAGAAAGCUCCCCAUGGAGGGGAGUCAGCUGUGAGACUUGUGUCAGCACAUACCAUAUAGCCUAUUUUUUGGAUGGGAGACUUCUCUUCUCAAGCCACAUCCCAGCAUGUGUACAUCACAUGCACGAGAAUGACUCACUGCCUAUUUGCACAGUUCCAUCAUGACGUCAACAACCUAAUGAAAAUAAAAUAAAUGUAUUUUCUAUUU